Molecule: messenger RNA, 738 nt
Organism: Aspergillus alliaceus
Lineage: Eukaryota; Fungi; Ascomycota; Eurotiomycetes; Eurotiales; Aspergillaceae
Product: HAD family hydrolase
Exons: 2
Coding region: 1-738 (245 amino acids)
Source: RefSeq, a predicted model, not a curated record
AUGCCUCAGAUCACUGAAAUCUUCUUUGAUUGCGACAACACUUUGGUCCUCUCCGAAGAGUUGGCCUUUGAGGCGUGCGCCGAUCUUACAAAUGAGAUUCUGGAAAAGCGUGGCAUUUCGGAUCGCUACACGGGGGAGCAGCUGAUCCAGGACUUCGUUGGUCAGAACUUCCGCGGGAUGAUGAUCUCCCUUCAAGCCAAGUACAACUUUGAGAUGCCCGCCGAGGAGCUCGAAGCAUUUGUCAAGAAGGAGGAGGACAAGGUCAUUGCCAAGCUUGAAGCUAAAGCUCAGCCUUGUGUUGGUGCCAAUGAGGAACUUGAGAAGCUGUUCAAGUCAAAGAAGUACCAUCUCGCAGUCGUCUCCUCAUCUGCUUUGCGUCGUGUCCAGGCUUCCAUCAAGAAAGUCGGACAGGACAAAUUCUUUGAUGAAGACAUGGUUUUCAGUGCUGCGACCUCGCUCCCCAAGCCCACCUCUAAGCCCGACCCGGCUAUCUACCUCCACGCCCUUGAAAAGUGCAACAAGAAGCCUAAAGAGACUGUCGCUGUUGAAGACAGCAAGUCUGGUGCUCAGAGCGCCAUCCGUGCCGGCAUCCACGUUAUCGGCUAUGUUGGCAGCUAUCCCGGCGAUGAAAAGAAGAUCGAAAUGACUAAACUCCUUCAGGAUCUCGGCGCCAAAGUCAUCAUGAAGGACUGGUCCGAAUUCCAAAACUGUCUCGAACAAAUCGAAUCGGCCGAGUAG